Messenger RNA from Dromaius novaehollandiae (emu), 1426 nucleotides. RefSeq lists its product as uncharacterized. The transcript has 3 exons. Bases 1 to 1128 code for a protein of 375 amino acids. The record is from RefSeq and is a predicted model, not a curated record. Lineage: Eukaryota; Metazoa; Chordata; Aves; Casuariiformes; Dromaiidae. Gene Ontology annotation, molecular function: aminoacyl-tRNA deacylase activity.
AUGCGCGCCGCAGAAAGGCAGCCGCUGCCGGAGGGCGACAGCCCCGCGCUGCGCAGGCGCAGUGGCGCCUGGCGGCGCGCGCGCUUAACGGCUGGGCGGGCUGUGGGGGCGGGGCGAUGCGGAGGCCUCGGGAGCCCGCCGGGCGCCGCCGUGAGGCAGCGGGUCUUCGGCUGGUCACGUCCGGCCGCCUCGAUGCGCAGCGCAGCGCGCGCCGGAAGCAGAUGGCUCUGCACAAGUCUCCCUAGCACAGGAGACACAAAACUCAAGACGUUGCAUUUACGCUGGCAGAGAAAGGGGUCUUCCUCGGCAGCUGAGGCCGCUGCUGCCCUGGCCUUGGGGGAUCUGCUCGCUCCACAGCAGCUCUCCUCAGUCGCGUCCAGCCUCUGCUACUUCACAGAGACGCGACUGCAGCAAAGAGACGCUCUAGUUUCUCGUGUGAAAGGCAGAGGAAGAACACUGUACUGUGAAAACGCUCAGGAAAGGUUGUGCCUUAGCAUCUCCUCCGUAACGUCAAAGCUAACGCGUGGUGACGUGUGGGUGGCGUGGCGGGUGGGUGGCGUGGCGGGUGGGCGGCGCGGCGGGGGCAGCGGGCUGCCAUGGCUGCGCCGAGGCCGCCACAGGCUGCGGGAGGUGCUGGAGCAGCACCUGCGGGGCUUGGGCAUCACCACCGUCACGGCGGAGCACCCCCAGGUAUUCACUGUUGAAGAAAUGAUGCCCUAUGUCCAACACAUGAAAGGAGGUCACAGUAAAAAUCUUUUUCUUAAAGACAAAAAGAAGAAAGGGUUCUGGUUGGUAACUGUUCUACACAACAGGCAGAUUGAUUUGAACGCUCUUGCUAAAAAACUGAGGGUUGGGAGUGGAAAUCUAAGAUUUGCUAAUGAAAAUGCCAUGUUGGAAAAAUUAAAAGUGGGCCAAGGAUGUGCAACACCACUAGCCCUCUUCUGUGACCAAGGAGAUGUGAAGUUUGUACUGGAUGCUGGCUUUCUGGAAGAUGGCCAUGAAAGGGUAUAUUUUCAUCCAAUGACAAAUUCUGCAACCAUGGGAUUAAGCCCUGAAGACUUUCUGAAGUUUGUGAAAUCAACAGGACACGAUCCAAUAAUCAUACAUUUUGAUGAAAAUAUUAAGUAGAUAAAUUUCACAUUUUUAUUGUUAGGCAUAGAUUUUAUAGAACAAAACUAGUGGAAUUUUCAUUACAAAUACAAUUUGAAAAAAUAGGCAUGCUUCUCUUUUUUUCAAUUACCUAAAUCUGUCUUCUAUAAUCUGGUGAAAAAAAUACUGUCUUCAGAUUAUUAAAAGUUCAACAGAAUAUUCUUUAUGAGAAAAGAUGCUUGCAUUCUGCCACUAAGUAACCAGUGGGUAGAAAAAGGUUUUAUUUAAAUAAUGUUAUAGUGUUUAAUAAUAAAACUGAUAAAACCGGAACUUUCAA